This is a messenger RNA of Cordyceps fumosorosea ARSEF 2679, 765 nucleotides long. Its product is annotated as d-3-phosphoglycerate dehydrogenase. Gene Ontology annotation, molecular function: phosphoglycerate dehydrogenase activity; NAD binding. The coding region runs from base 1 to 765 and encodes 254 amino acids. Lineage: Eukaryota; Fungi; Ascomycota; Sordariomycetes; Hypocreales; Cordycipitaceae. The transcript has a single exon. The record is from RefSeq and is a predicted model, not a curated record.
AUGACCUCCAUCCCCGUCAACCCCGCCGGAGAGGGGGGCCCCUCAUCGGCCGCCGGUUCUCGGCCCCGCAUCCUCGUCCCCGAGAAGGUCUCGCCCGACGGCCUCGCCCUGCUCACCCCGCACUUUGACGUCGACGUCCGGCAGGGCAUCACCCCCGAGGAGCUCCUCACCGUCAUCCCCACCUACCAGGGCCUCAUCGUGCGCUCCGAGACCAAGGUGACCGCCGACGUGCUGCGUGCCGGCGCCGCCCUCAAGGUGGUCGCGCGCGCCGGUGUCGGCGUCGACAACAUUGACGUGCCCGCCGCGACCGCCCGCGGCGUCAUCGUCAUCAACUCGCCGGCCGGCAACAUCGUCGCCGCCGCGGAGCACACCGUGGCGCUGCUGCUGGCCACCGCGCGGCACGUCGGGCGCGCCGACCGCGGCGUCAAGGACGGCCGGUGGGAGCGCUCGCAGCUGGUCGGCGUCGAGGUCGGCCGCAAGACGCUCGGCGUGGUCGGCCUCGGCAAGGUCGGCCUGCACGUCGCGCGCAUGGCCAAGGGGCUCGGCAUGACGGUCGUCGCGGUCGACCCCUACGCGAACCCGGACAUGGCCCGCCAGGCGGGCGUGGAGCUGCUGCCGGGCCUGCGCGAGAUGCUGCCCGCGGUGGACUUUUUGACCAUCCACACGCCGCUGCUGGCGACGACGGCGGACCUGGUGGGCGAGCCGGAGCUGAAGAUGAUGAGGAAGACGGCGCGCGUGCUCAACGUGGCGCGCGGCGGCGUGUAA